Messenger RNA from Penicillium expansum, 4578 nucleotides. RefSeq names its product Amidohydrolase. The transcript is spliced from 6 exons. Lineage: Eukaryota; Fungi; Ascomycota; Eurotiomycetes; Eurotiales; Aspergillaceae. Bases 1 to 4578 code for a protein of 1525 amino acids. Gene Ontology annotation, cellular component: cytosol. Gene Ontology annotation, molecular function: flavin adenine dinucleotide binding; NADPH-hemoprotein reductase activity; monooxygenase activity. The record is from RefSeq and is a predicted model, not a curated record.
AUGGCCUCGACCAAACAGGUCCCAAUCCCGGGCCCUAAGGGCGUCCCAUUCCUGGGAAACAUCUACGACAUCGAGCCUGAGGUUCCAGUGAACAGCUUUGAGCGGAUGGCCGAUAGCUAUGGCCCAAUCUUUAGGUUGACCACCUUUGGCAGACCACGAGUAUUCAUCAGCUCCCACGAGUUAGUAGACGAAGUCUGCGAUGAGGAGCGCUUCGGCAAAAUGGUCUCCGCUGGCCUGGCUGAGAUCCGCAAUGGUGUUCACGACGGUCUCUUCACCGCGAAUUAUCCCGGCGAAGAGAACUGGGCUAUUGCGCAUCGCGUUCUUGUUCCUGCUUUCGGUCCGCUGAUGAUCCGCGGCAUGUUUGAUGAAAUGUAUGAUAUUGCUACUCAGCUAGUUAUGAAAUGGGCUCGGGUUGGCCCUGCAGUUCCUAUCCAGGUUACGGAUGACUUCACUCGUUUGACGCUGGAUACUAUUGCUCUUUGCGCUAUGGGCACUCGCUUCAACUCGUUCUAUCACGACGAGAUGCACCCGUUCGUCGAGGCAAUGGUUGGCUUGCUAGCUGGGUCUGGAAGUCGGGCUAUGAAGCCUGCUUUGUUUAACAGCCUGCCCACUGCGGAAAACAACAAGUACUGGAGUGAUAUUGAGUAUCUGCGGAAUCUAGCCCGGGAAUUAGUCGAUUCGCGAAAGGAGAACCCCGUUGAGAAGAAGGAUCUUCUCAAUGCGCUUAUCCUUGGUCGCGACCCGCAGACUGGCCAGGGUAUGACAGAUGACUCAAUUGUAGACAACAUGAUCACAUUCCUCAUCGCUGGACACGAGACCACAUCCGGCAUGUUGUCAUUCCUGUUUUACUAUCUUCUGAAGAGUCCGAGCGCAUACAAGAAGGCUCAAGAGGAAGUCGACCGUGUGAUUGGUAAACGCAAGAUUACCGUUGAUGAUAUGUCCAAGCUGCCAUACAUCACUGCUGUAAUGCGCGAGACGCUGCGUCUGAAGCCAACAGCUCCAAUGAUUGCUCUGCACCCCCACCCCACCAAGAACCACGAGGAUCCUGUCACACUUGGAGGUGGAAAAUAUGUUCUUCACAAGGACGAGACCAUUGCGCUCAUGCUCACCAAAAUGCACCGUGACCCGAAGGUCUACGGCCCCGACGCCGAUGAGUUCAAGCCAGAGCGGAUGCUCGAUGAACAUUUCGAGAAGCUGCCCAAGAACGCAUGGAAGCCAUUUGGAAAUGGUAUGCGAGGUUGUAUUGGACGGCCUUUCGCAUGGCAGGAGGCCCUCCUUGUUGUUGCAAUUUUGUUGCAGAACUUCAACUUCCAGAUGGACAACCCCAGCUACGAUCUCCGCAUUAAACAGACACUUACCAUCAAGCCCAAGGACUUCCACAUGAGGGCUACCCUGAGAGAUGGGCUCGACCCUACGCAACUCAACACUACGCUCAGUGGCUCUGCUGUUGCGCCCACAGAGACUGGCGCUGGUAGCCGGGACCGAAAGCCCAAGGUCGUACCCGCGGAUGGCAAGCUGAAGCCAAUGCAUAUAUUCUAUGGCAGCAAUACGGGAACUUGUGAGGCAUUCGCCCGCAGGCUGGCUGAUGAUGCCACCGCAUAUGGAUACGCUGCGCAGACAAGUUCUUUGGAUUCGGCCAUGCAGAAUAUUCCUAAAAAUGACCCUGUGGUCUUCAUCUCAGCUUCUUACGAAGGACAGCCUCCGGAUAAUGCGGCUCACUUCUUUGAGUGGCUCAGUGGACUGAAGGGAAACGACUUGGAAGGUGUCAACUAUGCAGUGUUCGGCUGUGGCCAUCAUGAUUGGUCGACCACCUUCUACCGUAUCCCGAAGGCCAUCGACCAGCUGGCCAAGGAAAAUGGGGCUAACAAGCUCUGCGACAUUGGCCUUGCCGAUGCAGCAAACUCAGACAUGUUCACCGAUUUCGAUGGAUGGGGUGAGACCUCAUUCUGGCCGGGUGUGAUGGCGAAAUUCGGUGGAGCUAGCCCCGAAAAUGCUACCAAGUCGAAGUCUUCAUUGCAGGUCGAAGUGAGCUCGGGUAUGCGCGCAUCUACCCUGGGUCUCCAGCUUGAAGAGGGUUUCGUCAUUGAGAACCAGCUCCUUACGCCACCCGGAGCCCCAGCGAAACGAGUGGUCAAGUUCAAGCUGCCGUCAGACAUGACCUACCAGUGCGGUGAUUAUCUCGCAGUGCUACCCGUGAACCCAAGCUCAGUGGUUCGUCGCGCAAUCCGCCGCUUCGACCUCCCCUGGGAUGCCGUUAUCAAAGUCCAGAAGCCCGCAGGCUCAACAGCUUCUCCGUCGAUCCCCAUCGAUACGCCUAUCUCAGCCUUCGAGCUCCUAUCCACCUAUAUCGAACUAUCCCAACCCGCCUCAAAGCGCGAUAUCAACGUCCUAGCCGACGCUGCCAUCUCCGAUGCGGAACUCCAAGCUGAACUACGCUACCUCGCCUCCAGCCCCAGCCGCUUCACCGAAGAAAUCGUCAAGAAGCGCGUCAGCCCACUGGAUCUCCUAACCCGCUAUCCUCAAAUCAAGCUCCCCAUCGGUGAUUUCCUCGCAAUGCUCCCACCGAUGCGCGUGCGACAAUACUCCAUCUCCUCGUCGCCACUAGUCGACCCAUCCGAAUGCUCGAUCACAUUCACCGUCCUCAGCGCUCCGGCACUCGCCAAUACCACUCCCGAAGGCAGCGAAAGCAUCGAGCAAUACCUGGGCGUCGCAUCAAACUACCUCUCCGAGCUCCAAGCCGGCGAACGCGCACACAUUAGCGUCCGCCCCUCGCACUCAGGCUUCAAGCCACCAGUGGACCUUGAAACACCAAUGAUCAUGGCCUGCGCAGGUAGCGGUCUCGCACCGUUCCGCGGAUUCGUCAUGGAGCGCGCGGAGAAGAUCCGCGGCCGCCGCAGUUCACCUGAAUCAGAUGAGCUGCAUGAUAACGAGGCUGUCAAGCCCGCAAAGGCUGUGCUGUAUAUUGGUUGCCGUACGCAGGGGCAGGAUGAUAUCCACGCUGACGAACUUGCGGAGUGGGCUAAGCUGGGUGCUGUCGAUGUUCGCUGGGCGUAUAGUCGGCCCGCUGACGGAAGCAAGGGACAGCAUGUUCAGGAUCUCAUGCUUGAGGACCGUGCUGAGCUGGUGAAGCUAUUUGAUGAUGGUGCGAAGAUCUAUGUUUGCGGUAGUACUGGUGUCGGUGCUGGUAUUCGCGAUGCCUGCAAGCAGAUGUAUAUCGAGAAGCGCCGUGCGAGACACGCCGAGCUUAAGGAGAAGGGGGAGACUCCGCCUGGUGCUGAGCUUGAUGACGAUCAGGCUGCAGAGCAGUUCUUCGAUAAUUUGCGGACAAAGGAGCGUCAUCGUCCCAAUCUUUUGAUGUAUGAUGAACUAUAUAAAACACUCCAUGCGAAUCCCGAAUUAGGAUGCGAGGAAGUAACGACUGCAGAGACGAUUGCAAAUCACCUUCGCAGCCUUAACGGGUACAAUGUGAAAACGUCCAUCGGCGGACAUGGUGUGGUGGGAAUCUUUCAGAACGGACCAGGCAAAACCGUCUUGAUCCGGGCUGAUAUGGACGCCCUACCCAUCGCAGAGACGACAGGCCUCCCUUACGCCAGUACAAAACGCGCAGUUGAUGUCUACGAUGGGAUCGAAAAGCCCGUGAUGCACGCCUGUGGACAUGAUAUGCAUUGUACAGCCCUGCUUGCUGCUAGUGAGUUAUUUCAGUCCUGCCAACACAUGUGGAGCGGAACAGUCGUCGUGCUCUUUCAGCCUGACGAGGAGCACGUGCAAGGAGCAAAGGCAAUGGUCCUCGAUGGUCUCUAUGACCCCAAUCGACACGGUGUGCCUAUCCCGGAUGUUGUCCUGGGUGCUCACAUUAUGCCUCAACGCGCGGGUAUUGUGGAAACAGCCCCUGGCCCAUUCAACAGUGCAGUGGAUAGUCUGAAGGUUAUUGUGCAUGGGCGUGGGGGCCAUGGAAGUCGGCCACAUGAGACGGUGGAUCCGGUCGUCGUAGUCAGCUCGAUCGUGAUGAAACUGCAGACUAUCGUCAGCCGGGAAUUGGACCCUAGAGAUACGGCUGUUGUCACUGUGGGUGCUGUGCAGGCCGGCAGCAAAGAGAAUAUCAUCAAUGACCAAGGAUUAUUGAAAAUUAAUGUGCGUACGUUUUCGAAAAACGUCCGAGAGCAUAUCCUCAAGGCUAUAGAGAGGAUGGUGGCAGCGGAAUGUCACGCGUUCCGCUGUCCUAGUCCACCAACUAUUGAAAGCAUCCUCUCGUGUCCCAUGUUAUACAACGAUGAGACCGUUACCAGCACGGUUUCGAAAAGAAUGGCUCUAUAUUUCGGUUCUGAAUUCCAGAAAAGUCCUUUCCCUUCCUUGGGAAGUGAGGACUUUGGUUAUCUUGCCGAUGCGGUCAAUGCUCCUAGUUGCUUUUGGAACUUUGGAGGUAUCGAUACCCAAAUCUGGGAUGAUAUGAAAAAGAAGGGAAUCACGAGCCAAAUUCCCGGCACUCACAGUUCUGGCUUUAGUCCUGCACUUCAUCCUACUAUGGAAACUGCCGUUGAUGCAUAUGCAGUGGCAGCGUUGGCCUUCCUGGGAUUAUAA